AUGGAUAAAGAUUUCGAUCUUGAUUUGGCUUUAACGGUGGUGGGAAUUUCAGGCAGCACGACGGCUGAGCCGCCGCGGUGCGAUGAGGACGAGAUUCAAGUUCAAGAAUUGCCGAUGGUUAUGAAUUAUGAAGUUGGCCUUUGUAUAGUAUGCAUGGAAGGGUUUCAAAGAGGUGUUGAUCAUGGCAAAAAAACCCUUUGUGGCCAUGUUUUCCAUGCAAAUUGCCUUACCAAAUGGCUCUCUAUUUGUAAUUCUUGCCCUCUUUGCCGUUUCAAAGUCUCCGCCGCCACCUCGUCCUUGUCGGUUACUAAUUGA
Nicotiana attenuata is the source of this 315-nucleotide messenger RNA. Its product is annotated as E3 ubiquitin-protein ligase RING1-like. The transcript has a single exon. The record is from RefSeq and is a predicted model, not a curated record. NCBI's taxonomy places the organism in Eukaryota, Viridiplantae, Streptophyta, Magnoliopsida, Solanales, Solanaceae. The coding region runs from base 1 to 315 and encodes 104 amino acids.